AUGUCUCUUGAUGUGCGAUCGAAGUGGUUCGAACUGUGGCAGAUGAAACGGGCGGCGGUGCGGUCGGAGAGGCAACUGGAGAGGCCGCCAUCCAGCUCGCACCGCUGCCGGGCGUACGAGCAGAGCCAGUGGGAGAGAGCUGACGACUACGUGCGAUCUCCGCGAGACUCCGGCAGCAGCUCCGGCAGCAGCCCAGUGGGGUCACCGCCCCCCCGCUCCCCCUCAGCGUCGCCCCCCGCCGCCCACGCCCCCAUGAUCACGCCCGCGCCCUUCCCGCCGCCCUCGCUGGCCAUAUUAUUAUCACCAUCAUCACUAACUAUAAAUUCCUCAUCCCCAUCACCACCCUCACCACCAUCACUAAUAUCGCGCCGCGUGUCUCCGGGCCUCCAGUGCCUCGUGUGCGGCGACACUUCGUCAGGAAAGCACUACGGGAUCCUGGCCUGCAACGGCUGCUCGGGCUUCUUCAAGAGGUCGGUCCGGCGGAAGCUCAUCUACAGAUGCCAAGCAGGAACGGGUGCCUGCGUGGUGGACAAGGCACACAGGAACCAGUGCCAGGCCUGCAGACUCAAGAAAUGCCUGCAGAUGGGCAUGAACAAGGAGGUAAGGCCUGAACGCUCGCCCUCUGUUGCUCUUGUUUCUUGCUCUUGUUUUUUUGUUAUCAUCUUAUGCGUCCGCAGCGUCGACUCGCCCGUAGACGUGACGGGGGGCGGGGCGGGGAGCGAGGACCCCCCAGGCACCGUGGCCCCCCACCUGCCGCCGCCCGUCUCCUCCUGCUCCUCCUCCUCCUCCUCCUCCGGCGCCUCCUACGUAGAGCCCGCGCCCCUGUGGGAUCCCCUGCAGGAGUCCGUGCAGGAGACCGCGGCCAGACUGCUCUUCAUGGCGGUUAAGUGGGCGAAGAACCUUCCGUCGUUCAGCAGUUUGCCCUUCAGAGACCAGGUCGUCCUCCUGGAGGAGGUGUGGUCGGAGCUCUUUGUCCUGAACGCAGUCCAGUGGUCUCUGCCGCUGCCCACGUGCCCCCUUCUCUCGCCCUCCGCCCACGCCCACGCCCUUGCCCACGCCCACAAAGCAGCCCAGGCCGCCCACGACAUCAGACAGCUCUCCGAAGUGGCGGGAGCUUUCAGGGACUUGGCCGUCGACCCUGCGGAGUUCGCUUACCUGAAGGCCAUCGUCCUCUUCAGACCGGUCCGUGGCCUAAAGGACGCGGCGCAGGUGGAGUCGCUGCAGGACCAAGCUCAGGUGAUGCUCAGCCAACACGUGAGGGCGCACUACCCCGCCCGCCCUGCUCGCUUCGGCCGCCUGCUCCUCCUGCUGGCGACGCUCAGAUCUCCGCCUCCUCCUCGGGUGCAGGCGCUCUUCUUCACGGCCACGAUCGGCAACACGCCCAUGGAGAAGAUCCUCUGCGAUAUGUACAAGAGUUGA
This is a messenger RNA of Penaeus chinensis, 1419 nucleotides long. Its product is annotated as photoreceptor-specific nuclear receptor-like. NCBI's taxonomy places the organism in Eukaryota, Metazoa, Arthropoda, Malacostraca, Decapoda, Penaeidae. Gene Ontology annotation, molecular function: RNA polymerase II cis-regulatory region sequence-specific DNA binding; zinc ion binding; nuclear receptor activity. The record is from RefSeq and is a predicted model, not a curated record. Gene Ontology annotation, biological process: positive regulation of transcription by RNA polymerase II; anatomical structure development; cell differentiation.